AUGCCCGGCUUCCGGCCCAACAAGGUGCUCGGCUGGAUUGUACCAGGCCUGAUGAUCAGCUUUAUCACAUUUGGUUCACGAUUGGUAUUCAAAGAGUUAUGUCCCUUUAUCAUUCAUUUUCUCGAAAUGAAAUUGCUGGGAAGAAUUUAUCAAGCUACUUUCACUAUCGCAUUCACUCUCACGGUAGCCCUUUAUCUUUGGAUACUUUUCCAACCGCGAACACAUUCCAGCCCUCCCAAACAGAUACCGGAAGCAAUCAAGCAGAAACUGAUUGUUUACGAAACGUCCGAUUCUUCGGGGACUCCAUCGAUCUGUAAUAUAUGUCAGGGUCGCCUGAGGCCGCUCCGUUCUCGUCACUGCCUUGACUGUGGAACAUGCAAGACUGGGUUUGAUCACCAUUGUGUGUGGUUUGCUCAUUGUAUCACUUCCACUACUACCCUCAAGCCAUUCAUCCAAAUUCUCGUCCUCGCUCCAAUGGUCAUUCUCCUGGGCGCUGUACCAGCGAUGCCAAUUAUUCGAUGGCAAUUGAAAGAGGUAGUCCGACUCACCUGGUCUGAAGGCCCGAGCGGAGAAUUCUUGCGUACAAUCUGGUGGAGUAGAUGGUGGGGAUGGGCAGGUGGUCCAGGUUGGAGGUAUGCUGGUGGUGUUGGUCUUGGGUACUGGCACUACCACUGGAUCCGAAGUCAAUACGAACCUGGCUCUCAGACAGAUGAAAUAGACAUGGAAUUUAAAAGCUUGCGUCAACCGACGCUGUCCUUGCUCAUUCUCCUUGCUUUUGCAGUGCUAGUCUCUCUCGUUGCCCUGUUAAUGCUUAUGACGAUCAUUCGCGAUACUGUGUUCCGGGGAAGAAAUACAAUUGAUAUAGAACGUUCAAGACGAUGGACGUCAAGGGGUGACCAUACAUCGACAUCAUGGGACCCUAGAGUUAAAUUGUGGAUUCCUGAUGAAAGUAGUGUUGGACAAGGUAAAGUGGUACGAAUCGAUCCUGAAGAAGAUGUGUUCAAUAAUGGGCCAACUCAGAACUGGCAGGAUUUGAUGGGAGCUCAAAUAUGGGAGUGGUUUGUCCCCUGGAUGACAUCUUCUCCAUCAAACACACCCGGAUGUGAAGGAAUAGAGUGGCGCAUUAGUUCCGAAUGGAUGCAUAAAUUGAGAGCAAGGGAAACAUUGGAGUCACCCAUAUCUAUCUGA
Messenger RNA from Melampsora larici-populina 98AG31, 1188 nucleotides. RefSeq lists its product as uncharacterized. Gene Ontology annotation, molecular function: protein-cysteine S-palmitoyltransferase activity. Lineage: Eukaryota; Fungi; Basidiomycota; Pucciniomycetes; Pucciniales; Melampsoraceae. The record is from RefSeq and is a predicted model, not a curated record. Gene Ontology annotation, biological process: peptidyl-L-cysteine S-palmitoylation; protein targeting to membrane. Bases 1 to 1188 code for a protein of 395 amino acids. The transcript has 7 exons. Gene Ontology annotation, cellular component: Golgi apparatus; endoplasmic reticulum.